UUUUCUAAGCAAAGAUCCUAAAAACUCGAGCGUCGUUGACACCGCUACUCGAUCUCGGCGGAGCGCACUUUCCAGAAGAAACGAGACGUCGCGAUCGGAUGACUUUCGCAAUCGCCUUCCUCUCUUUCUCGCUCUCCGCUCCGGCCCUAUCCUCGUCUACUGCCCCCCUCCUCCAUCUCCAUCCUCGCUCCCUUCGCCUUCAGAUGGCGCCGCUCGUUCAUCGCUCCUUCGGCUCCGUCAGCGGAUUCCCACGGAAGAUUCGCUUGAGCUAUCCUCGGUCUUUCAAUUCACCUGAUAUAUUAGGAUCUUCCUCCCCGAUCUCUGAUCAAGAUGACUCACUCCCGAUGCCCAUAGUUCAUAUGGAUCAAGAUUCUGAUGCUUAUGCCACAACUGUGCAACUUAGCUCUGGGGACCAUUUAGGAGCACUAGUUGCCAAGUUGUAUAUUGUAUACUUGAGAGAGAAGAAGCAUGAGAAUCCAGAGCAUGUCACUGACUCACACCUAGAUAUGCUCACUUGUCUCCUUGGAAGCAAAAAGGAUGUCCUGACUUCUAUGGUUUACAGUUACAAGCAUGUCAUCUCAGGCUUUGCAGCUAUGCUUACAGAAGAGCAAGCAAAACAAUUAGCAGAGUCACCUGACGUGAUCAGUGUAUAGCCGAACAGAAACUACGAGCUACAACCAACAUGGAGCUGGGAUUUUCUGGAGGUGCAGUAUGAUCAUCCGACUCAACUCCUCGAGAAGAGCAACUAUGGAGAUGGCACCAUCACAGGAAUCGUUGAUACAGGUGCGAAUGAUGAUACAAGGGAGGUGUUGGGGAACGAGGAGGCGGGAUAGUCGAGGAGAUGGAAUGAAAUGCAAAGCACGCUGUCCGGAGGUCCCUAGGGGAAUGUUAAUAAAUUUUGUUCCUGAUUCGUUAUGUUAAAAUGAGUUGGAGACUAUGUGCUUGUUUUGUUCGGAGUCUUAUGAAUUUUCGUUGAAAAGUUUAUGUUGAGUUUGAGGUUCAUAUGUGAUACAAACUUUCUUGAGUCAAUGGUGAAUGUGAGUUUUAUUGCUUUGGAGGUCG
Molecule: messenger RNA, 1062 nt
Organism: Zingiber officinale
Lineage: Eukaryota; Viridiplantae; Streptophyta; Magnoliopsida; Zingiberales; Zingiberaceae
Exons: 7
Coding region: 99-653 (184 amino acids)
Source: RefSeq, a predicted model, not a curated record